UGUAGACCUCUAUGUUGGGUAGAGCACAUGUCAAUGGACAAUGAAACUGGAUUGGAUCCUUCUGGUGUAAGAGUAAGGCCUGUCACUGGACUUGUUGCAGCAGAUUACUUUGCUCCUGGCUAUUUUGUGUGGGCAGUUCUGAUUGCCAAUUUGGCUCGGAUUGGAUAUGAGGAGAAAACCAUGUACAUGGCUGCAUAUGAUUGGAGACUUUCAUUCCAGAACACUGAGGUACGGGACCAAACCCUGAGCACGAUAAAAAGCAAUAUAGAACUCAUGGUGAAUACAAAUGGUGGGAAAAAGGCUGUGGUUGUUCCACAUUCAAUGGGAGUUCUGUAUUUUUUGCAUUUCAUGAAGUGGGUUGAGUCACCAGCUCCAAUGGGUGGUGGUGGGGGACCAGACUGGUGUGCUAAGCAUAUAAAGGCAGUGAUGAACAUUGCUGGGCCAUUUUUGGGUGUUCCAAAAGCAGUCGCGGGACUUUUCUCUGCCGAAGCUAAGGAUGUUGCUGUUGCCAGGGCAAUUGCACCUGGUGUUUUGGACAAGGAUGUAUUUGGUCUCCAAACUCUGCAACAUGUAAUGCGGAUGACCCGCACUUGGGAUUCAACAAUGUCAAUGAUACCAAAAGGUGGAGAUACCAUUUGGGGUGGUCUUGAUUGGUCACCUGAAGAUGGAUAUAUAUGUAGUUCAAAAAAGCACAGAAACAAUGAUACUACAGUUGCAGCCAAUAACAUGACAGAUAAUGUGGUCACUCAGACAAAAAGUGCAAAUUAUGGAAGGAUAAUAUCAUUCGGGAAAGCUGUGGCAGAAAUGGAUUCCUCCAAGAUCAAUUGGACAGAUUUUAGGGGUGCUGUUAAGGGUAGUAAACUAGCAAACAUGACCUGUCAUGAUGUAUGGACGGAGUAUCAUGAUAUGGGCUGGGCAGGUAUUAACGCAGUGGUGGACUACAAAGUUUACACUGCUGGAUCAAUUUUGGAUCUGCUUCACUUCAUUGCCCCAAAGAUGAUGAAACGGGGAGAUGAUCAUUUUUCAUAUGGGAUUGCUGAGGAUUUGGAUGACCCUAAAUAUAAUCACUUCAAAUAUUGGUCGAAUCCCUUGGAAACAAAAUUACCCAAUGCUCCUGACGUGGAGAUCUAUUCUAUGUAUGGAGUUGGCGUCCCGACAGAAAGAGCAUAUGUAUACAAGUCAAUUCCAGCUGCUGCUGAAUGUUACAUUCCAUUUCAGAUUGAUGCCUCAGCUGAUGGUGAAAAUGACGGUAGCUGUCUCAAAGGUGGAGUCUUCUCAGUGAAUGGAGAUGAAACUGUGCCUGUUCUUAGUGCUGGCUUCAUGUGUGCAAAAGGUUGGCGUGGUAAAACCCGUUUCAAUCCAUCAGGCAUUCGAACUUACAUAAGGGAGUAUGUUCAUGCCCCUCCAGCUAAUUUUCUGGAAGGCCGGGGCACGCAGAGUGGUUCUCAUGUUGAUAUAAUGGGAAAUUUUGCAUUGAUUGAGGACAUAAUGAGAGUUGCAGCAGGGGCUACAGGAGAAGACUUAGGUGGUGAGCGAGUUUACUCUGAUAUCUUCAAGUGGUCCGAGAAAAUCAAUUUACUGCUAUAGUGUCUGCAGGGAUUUCAAACCAGGGCUGUGGCAGAUGCAUGAUCUUCUCAUUUUACCCUCUUUUCUUGGAGCUGGCAAGAUGAGCAGGUUGACAGGGGGAAAAAAGAGCGUUUGAGCUCGAUCAACUUGUAAUUUAUUGUUCAAUUGGCAUCAGGAGGCAGACAGAGAAAGGGAGGCUCGUGGAAUAAUCUUCCUACCAAAGAAAGUGAGCUCUGCUCUUGUCAGUGCCUAUUUUAGUUUGAAUUCUGUAUUUUCCUCAAGCUUGAAUGGCUUCAGUUAUUUAUAGCUCUGGUUAUUAGAUAAAAACCAUUAACUUAAAAUUUUCAAUUGUAAAGUACUUUUAAGUCGUAAUUUGUUUUAUUCUUUUCAAUGAUGUCCGCACAUCUGUGUGGGGGUUGUCAGUCAGGAAGUACAGAAGAAAAUGUCAACAUCUAAACACCUCGUGUGAGUGGCCCAA
Molecule: messenger RNA, 2044 nt
Organism: Macadamia integrifolia
Lineage: Eukaryota; Viridiplantae; Streptophyta; Magnoliopsida; Proteales; Proteaceae
Product: phospholipid:diacylglycerol acyltransferase 1-like
Exons: 6
Coding region: 28-1587 (519 amino acids)
Biological process (GO): lipid metabolic process
Cellular component (GO): cytoplasm
Source: RefSeq, a predicted model, not a curated record